This is a messenger RNA of Loa loa (African eye worm), 900 nucleotides long. RefSeq lists its product as hypothetical. NCBI's taxonomy places the organism in Eukaryota, Metazoa, Nematoda, Chromadorea, Rhabditida, Onchocercidae. The record is from RefSeq and is a predicted model, not a curated record. The transcript has 6 exons. The coding region runs from base 1 to 900 and encodes 299 amino acids.
AUGAGGCACUCAAAUUCCAAAGCUUUUUAUCUAAAUGAGCACCGCGAAUUGAAAUCGAAAAUGAUCAUUGCACCAAAAACGAUUAUUCAUUGUGAACAUCUGGCACAUCGUGCUGCACCAUUAGCACGUACACGAAGUGCGCUGCAAAUUUCACUUCAGUCAUCUGCGCCAUCAUCAUCCUCAUAUGAAGAGAAUGCAAAUCUUCAGGAGUCUGAAAAGUUGACUGCAAAUAAGUGCAGUACGAUGCAAAAAUCAAUUCCAAAGUUCAAAAAAAAUAUGAUGCAUUCCAAUGAAAUGUCGCAUAGUGUCACGACAACAACUGAUAGCAAUAAUAGUGGUAAUGGUAGUUGUAGUAAUACAUUGGAUCCAAGAAAUCACAAUUACUUACAUUUAGCGCCAACAGGACAAACGAAUCGCUUACUUUUGCAACACUAUUCAAAUACCGCUACUAGUUCGUCUUCAUGCUAUAGACCAGAGGAAAAUAUGCGAAAUGAUUGUGAGAAUGAACAAUUUAAGUAUUAUUCUAAUCAAAACAAAAGCUCUGACAUGACUGACACUUUUUCUUGUCCAGAAAAAUUUUUUAAACGACAUGUCGUGCGACAAGCUUCAUUCUUAGCGGCUGUUUCACGUGGUAAUUCUCAUCGAUGUAAAGAAAUACGAUCUAUUUCCAUUCAUGAUUUACGAUCGAAUAUGAAAAUUUCAAAUGAAUCCCUUCUAUGGCAAGAUACUGGUAGUACCACUCAUUUAACCCCAUAUUACACCAAUACAAUAAGGUCAAAUGAGUCAUCGUCAGCAGCUAUGUCAGGAUUUUCCACAUAUGCUUCUUCAGAUAAUAAUGAGAUCAAAAGUUAUUCAAAUAUUCCACAACAUUCAACAUACUAUGUAAGUGAUUGUAAUUGA